Molecule: messenger RNA, 303 nt
Organism: Grosmannia clavigera kw1407
Lineage: Eukaryota; Fungi; Ascomycota; Sordariomycetes; Ophiostomatales; Ophiostomataceae
Exons: 1
Coding region: 1-303 (100 amino acids)
Source: RefSeq, a predicted model, not a curated record
AUGGCAGGGAGAGACGGAACAUAUAAACGAACCUGGACCUGGAGCGAGCGAUUUGAGGCAGCUCAAAUUGCCUACAGCAAUGGCUACAGACCGCCCAAGGUCCUAGAUCCAAUCCGCAUCGGGCCAAAGCUUCUGUUCGAAUCGGCCGAAGAUGUCCAGAAAUUGCUGUGCCUUGACUACCUUCCCGAGACGUUCCAGUCGGAAACUAUACCGUUCGGUGAAAACGAAGGCACCUCUGUCUCGUUCCAUAUUAUAGGCCACUGUAUGAAGCUGCAGCAUUCGGACCGGAAUUUCUGGUCAUGA